AGAAUCAUUCAAUUAUAUUAAUCUAUUUAAAUAAAAUAAUUAAGUAAAUAUUGUCAACUAAUUCCAGGUAAAUUUAGAUGGCUAUACACCAUAAUCACCUACUCUUCUUCCUCUACUUCUUCAUAUCAUAAAAUAUCAUCUCUAAUAUUCUCUUACGUAAAAAUUCCAAAACUUUCAAUAAUCAAAAUGAAAAACCCAAAUACCAUUUUCUUCAUCUUCAUCUUCAUCCUACUCACCUUUCAAUUUUCAGUUCUGGUUUUUUCCCAAGAUUCUUGCAACUCCAAACUCAACCUCAAAAGUCGUUUACCCUUUGAUGCAACUUCCCUUAACUGUCUCCCCAUUUGGAGUAAUGAAGAUUUCGUCCUCAGAUACGGACAGAGCGAGGCAAGUGGGAACAUAUGGAGCUUCGUUCUCUCUACACCGAAUCCGAAAUCGUUCGUGGCUAUGGGGUUUUCGACCACCGGAAGAAUGGUGGGUUCGAGCGCGAUCGUUGGAUGGGUUGAAUCGGACGGUACAGCGAUGAUGAAACGGUAUUAUUUGGGUGGAACUUCGCCGGCUCUGGUGGUGAAAGACCAAGGGAACGUGAGUUUGGUGGAGGGUUCUUCUUCGGUGGUGGUGGAAUCGUCGCGGUUUUACAUGAGUUUUCAAUUGGAUAUGGAUCAACCUUCGUCUCGACUGGUUUUCUCCGUCGGACCAAAUGGGUUUUCUCCGAUCGGACCUGAUUACCGGUUGAUGGAGCACCGGAACAAGAUCGCUACUUCCAUUAAUUAUUCAACUGGUGAAUCAGCAACAGAAAAAGCUCCACACCUAAAGCUAAGAAGAAGCCAUGGAAUAUUGAACAUGAUAGGUUGGGGAAUCUUGAUGAUGAUUGGAUCCAUGAUUGCUCGUUAUGGUAGAAAAUGGGAUCCUGCUUGGUUCUAUGCCCAUGCCACUUGUCAAGUUUUGGCUUUCACUUUGGGUCUUAUUGGUGUCAUUUGUGGUUUCCUCUUAGAUUCUCGUCUUGAUGUUAAUGUCUCUACUCACAAAGGCCUUGGCAUUUUCAUUUUGGUCUUAGGCUGCCUCCAGGUGGUGGCCAUUUUGGCUAGGCCAGAUAAAGCAUCUAAGGUUCGAAAGUAUUGGAAUUGGUAUCAUUACAUUGUAGGAAGGAUUUUGAUUAUUUUUGCCAUAUCAAAUGUUUUCUAUGGAAUCCAUUUGGGUGGUGAAGGAAAGGGUUGGACUGCUGCCUAUGCAGUUGUUCUUAGUGUUUUGUUUCUUUCUUCUGCUGUUUUUGAGUAUAAGUUGUUGACCACUAAAAAUUAAUUACAUUCUACUCUUCUCUUGUUGUCUACCCAUUAAUUAUUAUUGAUUUUUUUUGAACUUCUAUUUGUACUUAAAUAAUAAUGUUUAAUAUAUACACAUAAUUAUUCUCUUUUUGACACAAA
Cannabis sativa is the source of this 1421-nucleotide messenger RNA. Its product is annotated as cytochrome b561 and DOMON domain-containing protein At3g07570. Lineage: Eukaryota; Viridiplantae; Streptophyta; Magnoliopsida; Rosales; Cannabaceae. Bases 187 to 1299 code for a protein of 370 amino acids. The transcript has 4 exons. The record is from RefSeq and is a predicted model, not a curated record.